Molecule: messenger RNA, 3805 nt
Organism: Callorhinus ursinus (northern fur seal)
Lineage: Eukaryota; Metazoa; Chordata; Mammalia; Carnivora; Otariidae
Source: RefSeq, a predicted model, not a curated record
AAGUAAGUCCAGCCCACACACUCAAGAAGUGGGAUUCAAGCUCUACCUCCUGGAGGAAGCAGUAUCACAGAUUUUGUGGCCAUAUGUUAAAACCGCCACUAUAUUAAAUAUUUGGGGGGAGAUAACUUGAGUCUGUGAAAGUAUUGUUUCUUCUUAAAGUUUCACCCAUUGCUUUUAAACUUUAUCACCAACAAUUUUUAAAAUAAUCUAUCAGCUGGUAACUCAAUUAUGUCCUCCUUCAAUUUUGUUGAAAGCAAAUACUUGGGAACCAAUUGCAAAAUCCAAAUAUCUACAUAUUUCCAAGUGUUCUUGUGUCUGGAAUCCCAUAGGUUUGUACACCCUCGGGCAGUACAUCAUAGAUCUGAUUCAGGAUUGGAGAGAGGUAUGCCCUUCUUUUGUAAAAUGGGAGAAAAGUGUGUCCUUAGGCAACCUUGGAAAAAUCAGGAUGUACACAUUGAUUUCCUGAAAACUGUCCUGGUCUGAAUACUUCAUGAGGUUAGUAUUCUCGAGUUUGAAGACAUGGCUCUAAAUGAUUCUACUCCAGUGAUUUCACCUACCAAUACUGCCGUUUAUUCCUCGAGUUCUUACCUUUUGUCGAUACCUGUUCCUUUCUCCAAGGCAAAUCUUUCAACCAGUAAGUUCUCUAGCAACUUGGCUUCCUAAUUUGGGCUUCAUUUUCUUCCUCUUACAAUAUUAAGCGGCUUGCAGCUUCCAGAACACACACUGCUGCUUACCUCUACCACCUGGAUAUUCCAUCCAUAUCCCCUCUCCGCCUCGCCCUGUGUAGCUGGGGCUCUGGAUUCACAGUCUAGGCUAGAUGGCCACUUGAAAACGUGCUCCAAGUGGCAGAUCUCGAGGGCUGUAGAGCGACCUGCUUCUGGGGCGGGGCAGUGAGUGCUAGCUAGCUAGCGUUUGUAGACGUUUUCCACAUUUCACGGUGAGGAAUGUUUGCCGCACAGCACAACCUUCAGAGUCCGUAGGCACCCAGCGCUCUCAAGGCGCCUCGUCUGCGCGGUGAUUUCCAGUGUCCAGCCCUGAAAUGCAGUAAGUCCUAGAGAAAAGCCAACUAGUACUCUUGCCUCCAACGCCUUCACCCGGAGCAGUCCAAACUCAGAGACCCCGCCCGCCUCGGCCUGCCCGCCCCACCUUAAAGUGGGCUGGGAGUGCCCGUUCCUCAGGCAGGCUGUGGACCCAUCAAGGGCCUUUACUGUUUGAAGAUUACAAAGCCAGGCGGCAACUCACGCGAGACGGAGAUAGUAUUCUCGCGAGAACUCUGGGAGGCGGCAGUGAUGGCGGCGGCGGGAACCGGACCCGGACCCGGAGUGGAUGCAGGACCCGGCCCAGCCGCGGCCGCAAAUGCAACAGCGGCGGAAGAAGGGGAGACAAAACCGGUGGUAGCGGUGGCAACUGCCCCGGCUGGAGAGGGGACAUCUGUUGCUCCAGCAGCGGAACCCGGUUCUGGAGAGGCAGAAAGCGGGGAUGCAAAUUCAGUCGACGUAGGUGGUGGUUUGGAGACAGAAUCCUCUAAUGGAAAAGAUACACUAACACAGGAAGGUGCUGGGGAUACUUCAGAAGUGAUGGAUACUCAGGCUGGAUCGGUGGAUGAAGAGAAUGGUCGACAGUUGGGAGAGGUAGAGCUGCAGUGUGGGAUAUGUACGAAAUGGUUCACAGCUGACACCUUUGGCAUAGAUACCUCAUCCUGUCUACCUUUCAUGACCAACUAUAGUUUUCACUGCAAUGUGUGCCAUCAUAGUGGGAAUACCUAUUUCCUCCGGAAGCAAGCAAACUUGAAGGAAAUGUGCCUUAGUGCUUUGGCCAAUCUAACAUGGCAGUCCCGAACACAGGAUGAACAUCCGAAAACCAUGUUCUCCAAAGAUAAGGAUAUCAUACCAUUUAUUGAUAAAUACUGGGAGUGCAUGACGACCAGACAGAGACCUGGGAAAAUGACUUGGCCAAAUAACAUUGUUAAAACAAUGAGUAAAGAAAGAGAUGUAUUCUUAGUAAAGGAACAUCCUGAUCCCGGGAGUAAGGACCCAGAAGAAGAUUACCCCAAAUUUGGACUUUUGGAUCAGGAUCUUAGUAACAUUGGUCCUGCUUAUGACAACCAAAAACAAAGCAGUGCUGUGUCUACAAGUGGGAAUCUAAAUGGGGGAAUUGCAGCAGGAAGCAGUGGAAAAGGAAGAGGAGCCAAGCGCAAGCAGCAGGACGGAGGGACCACAGGGACCACCAAGAAGGCCCGGAGUGACCCUUUGUUUUCUGCUCAGCGCCUUCCCCCUCAUGGCUACCCCUUGGAACACCCGUUUAACAAAGAUGGCUAUCGGUAUAUUCUAGCUGAGCCUGAUCCCCAUGCCCCUGACCCUGAGAAGCUUGAACUUGACUGCUGGGCAGGAAAACCUAUUCCUGGAGACCUCUACAGAGCCUGCUUGUAUGAACGUGUUUUGUUAGCCCUACAUGAUCGAGCUCCCCAGCUAAAGAUCUCCGAUGACCGGCUCACUGUGGUUGGAGAGAAGGGCUACUCCAUGGUCCGGGCUUCUCAUGGGGUCCGGAAAGGCGCCUGGUACUUUGAAAUCACAGUGGAUGAGAUGCCGCCGGACACUGCUGCCAGACUGGGGUGGUCCCAACCCUUAGGUAACCUUCAAGCUCCCUUAGGUUAUGAUAAAUUUAGCUAUUCGUGGCGGAGCAAAAAAGGAACCAAGUUCCACCAGUCAAUUGGCAAACACUACUCUUCUGGCUAUGGACAGGGAGACGUCCUGGGAUUCUAUAUCAAUCUUCCUGAAGACACAGAGACAGCCAAGUCACUGCCUGAUACUUAUAAAGAUAAGGCUUUGAUAAAGUUCAAGAGUUAUUUGUAUUUUGAGGAAAAAGACUUUGUGGAUAAAGCAGAGAAGAGCCUAAAGCAGACUCCCCAUAGUGAGAUAAUAUUUUAUAAAAACGGUGUCAAUCAAGGUGUGGCCUACAAAGAUAUUUUUGAGGGGGUUUAUUUUCCGGCCAUCUCACUGUAUAAGAGUUGCACGGUUUCCAUUAACUUUGGACCAUGCUUCAAGUAUCCUCCAAAGGAUCUCACUUACCGCCCUAUGAGUGACAUGGGCUGGGGCGCUGUGGUAGAACAUACUCUGGCUGAUGUCUUAUAUCAUGUGGAAACAGAGGUGGAUGGGAGGCGGAGUCCGCCAUGGGAACCCUGACCAGGUCCCUCUUUGCAGACAUGGACUUUCUGGGGAAUAAAUUGGGGAGGGGGGCCUGUUUUUGUUUUUUAACUGUUGCAAACGUUCUCCCAAAGAUACUGCAGAACACAGCCUCUGCUGUUAGCAAGUUAAAAGUGUGGGUGAGCCUGGGAGAGACUCCCUCCCCUUCAACACUCUCCCACUUCUGGUGACUGCUUCUGUUUUGUGUGCCAUACGCCAACAACCGCUGACCCUAGGAUCCCAUGCGCUCCCUGUGAAACUGGUGCUGUACCAUGUGUCCCACCAACUGGGACUUGAUACCUUACUGUAUUUUCUACAGAGUGAAUCAUCUUGUCCAAGUAGCUAAUUUAUUUAAAGACAUUUCCUUUUGUGGCAUUGACUUCAUCCAUCUGAUUUCCAAGGAAGUAAUAGGCCUGUUUCUGAGAACAGCUGAAACCAGUGGCUGUACAUUCCAGAUCUAAAAGGUCUUUCCUUUUGGUGUGGGUUUUUAUUCAUUUUGAAACAUUUUUGAACACUGGGGUCUCUGAAACUACUAGGUCUCUAGAACUGUAAUUGUAAAAAGAACUUGCUUGCAGCUUUAACAAUUAGAAACCCUUCCCAAAUAAAACUUGUCUUCAAGUGUG